AUGGAGGGCUCAUUUGGAGUGAGAAAGGGUGCAUGGACUGUAGAAGAAGAUAACAUCUUAAGGAGGUGCAUUGAAAGAUAUGGUGAAGGAAGAUGGCAUCAAGUCCCUCUAAGAGCAGGGUUGAAUAGAUGCAGGAAAAGCUGUAGAUUGAGGUGGUUGAACUACCUGAAGCCAAAUAUCAAGAGAGGAGAAUUCUCAGUCGAUGAGAUGGAUCUCAUUCUGCGGCUUCAUAAGCUUCUUGGUAACAGGUGGUCGCUAAUUGCAGGGAGACUCCCCGGAAGAACAGCGAACGAUGUCAAGAACUACUGGAACACCAACAUGCGCAAGAAGCCUUGCGAGGAGCAGAAAAAAUCAAAACCAAAGGUGCAGCAUCCUAAUAGUAAUAUUAUUGAAUCGAAAACUACGGUAAUAAGACCUCGCCCUUGGACCUUCUCCAACAACUCUUGGUCAUUUCCCUUAAUCACCAGGGCCACAACUACAACAAUGAUAGCUGACAACAAUCUGAACAGUCCAAAAAGUACGGAACACAAUGUCGACGUAUGUGGGUCAUCCAGUGGUAGAGCAAGGGUAGAAGCAUCGGUGGCGGUGCAUGAACCAAACACCAACAAGAUCUUCUUGUUAAAUAAUGAUGAUGCCGACAGGGACUGGACCGACUCUUUACUAAACAGUGAGUUUCCUUUCACAGACUUAUGGGCUGAAAAGUCAGUACUGAUGGAGUUGCAGGAUAAUUUCAUGAGUGAUUUCGGUUUCGAUGUCGACUUUUGGAAUCUUUUUGGUACAGAUCAAGCUGCUCCUCAAGCAAUCUUAUGA
Messenger RNA from Tripterygium wilfordii, 810 nucleotides. RefSeq names its product transcription factor MYB1-like. NCBI's taxonomy places the organism in Eukaryota, Viridiplantae, Streptophyta, Magnoliopsida, Celastrales, Celastraceae. The transcript is spliced from 3 exons. Bases 1 to 810 code for a protein of 269 amino acids. The record is from RefSeq and is a predicted model, not a curated record.